AAUAUACGAAUUGUCGGAUAUUCCCUCGCUGUUUUCCACGACUUCCCUUUUGUCUUUUUGUCUAUAUUCUAAUCUUCAGGAUCCAUUCGGAUUUCGAAAUGCAUCUGUACAAAAAAGUUCGACAUGAUUGCGUAUAUACCCUCUUUCUUAUUCUGAUUCUUCUGAUUCUUCUCAAUCUUUGCAUUUUUCAUCGUUCAAGGCCACGCUUGUGGGCUUGCUAUGGGUCCGACGGCAUCUUGAGAUCGGACGAAAUGGAAUGGACUUGAUGGAAAUGGCAUUUUUUUGGCUCGUAGCCAGU
This is a messenger RNA of Pseudovirgaria hyperparasitica, 298 nucleotides long. RefSeq lists its product as uncharacterized. The coding region runs from base 99 to 266 and encodes 55 amino acids. The record is from RefSeq and is a predicted model, not a curated record. NCBI's taxonomy places the organism in Eukaryota, Fungi, Ascomycota, Dothideomycetes, Acrospermales, Acrospermaceae. The transcript has a single exon.